GGGCGAGCAGGACAUUUUAAGAUAAAUAUAUGUUUGUGUAUAUAAUAAUAUAACAAAAUUAAUAUAGACGGCCUACAGGGAUAAAAAAGGACAUAUUUACAGUUUGGAUCUGGAUUACAUUGUAUUCUUUGGGGAGCAGAGAGGAGCAUGGAGGCAUAAAGAUGUGGGAAUAGUGGUCAGAAAGGAUUAUUUUUGCUUAAUGAUAUAUUUAUUUAAUUUAUUUUUCUAUAUUUUCCUACCGGGAUUAUUUGUGUUUCGGCGGGAGGUGCCGCUGAUCAGAGACUGUGAAGAUGGAUCAGGCGAGUAUUUUGAGGAAGUUUAUUCAGGGGGUUCACGCCAUGCGAUCCGGGGAUCAGAGAGGCGAGGACAACUUCGGCUCCGACUUCAUGAGAUUACGCAGAUUAUCAACCAAAUACAAAACAGAAAAAAUCUACCCCACUAAUGUUGGUGAGAAAGAGGAAAAUGUAAAAAAGAACAGAUAUAAAGACAUACUACCAUUUGACCACAGUCGAGUGAAAGUCACACUAAAAACAUCCAAUCAGGACAAAGAUUAUAUCAAUGCAAACUUCAUCAAGGGCGUAGAUGGGCCUGAGGCCUACAUUGCCACGCAGGGCCCGUUGCCUAACACAGUAAUAGACUUUUGGAGAAUGAUCUGGGAAUAUCAUGUUGCUGUGAUUGUUAUGGCGUGUCGAGAGUUUGAAAUGGGCAGGAAAAAAUGUGAGCGGUACCACCCCCAGUUUGGAGAUGAGCCCAUGUCCUUCGGUCCUUUUACAAUCUCCUGUGAAUCAGAACAAACACGAACUGAUUAUUACAUCCGUAGUCUAACAGUAGAGUUUGACAAUGAGACUCGUAGAAUAACACAGUUCCAUUACAUCAACUGGCCAGACCACGAUGUUCCCUCAUCUUUUGACUCCAUAUUGGACAUGAUUGCUCUGAUGAGGGAGUAUCAAGAGCAUGAUGACGUUCCUAUCUGUGUACACUGCAGUGCCGGUUGUGGGAGAACAGGUGCCAUUUGUGCAAUCGACUACACAUGGAACCUGCUAAAAGCUGGGAGAAUUCCAGAGGACUUUAAUGUAUUUCAGCUGAUUCAAGAGAUGCGGACGCAGAGACACUCGGCAGUUCAGACUAAGGAGCAGUACGAGUUAGUCCAUAGGGCAAUAGCCCAACUUUUUGAGAAGCAGCUGUUGCUGUUGGAGAGUCCCACGAAUUCAGAGUUGACAGAUGGCAUGGAUGAAGGCAGUCCGGAAAAACCCAGCCAGAACUCGGAUGAGGACCAAUGGGACACUCCCCCACCCAAACCACCACGUAUCCGGAGUUCUCAGCUUGAGGGUGACGUCCGAGAAGAGAUCUUGCAAGCACCUGAGCCUCGACCUGUGCCACCCAUCCUCACGCCAUCUCCUCCCUCGGCUUUCCCCACAGUGAGCGAUGUGCGCCAGGAGAACGAUCGCUACCACCCCAAACCCGUACUACAUAUGCUGGCCUCUGAGCAAGUACCUGACCUCAAUGAGAACUACAGUGAGAGUGCCCAGGAGGCUCCCUCCAUGCCUGUCUCUGUGCCUGCCACCUCCCCUCCAGAGACCAACAAACACACCCCUCUGAAUGUCGAGAUCAAGAAAGUGCCAUUGCAAGAGGGCUUGCGUAGUUUCGAGACCAAUAGCGCUCUACAUCGAACACACGCUUUCAAAGUGCGAUCCAACAACAGCAUGCAGUCACAGGAUUCUGAAAACCCUUCCCGUCCUGACAACCUGCCUUUGCGCGUGAACAAAAGUCAGGGGUCCUGGACACGGUCCACAAAACCAUCGUCUGGCUCUAGCCCUCCCUCUGGCCCAGCAUCUGAAGAGACUGGCACUUCCUUUAGGACCCCCCUGUGUUUUACCAAUCCACUGCACUCUGACCAUUCAGACCCAGAGCCUGAGGAAGGUGAAGACUCCCAGCCUGUUCCAUGUCACACCGAAUGUCAGUCAAAUGUGUCCACGGCCACCGGGACGGUUUCUGUGCCUCAUGAUGACCACAUUUCCAGAAAGAUUACCUCAGUGUCCAUAGCUGGUCUUGGCUCAAAUGCAGAUGCAGAGACAGAUCCUCUGGAUGUAAAGGUGGAAGUAAAUGAUGGAACAGAAGUGUCAAAAAAAGCCUUAUUCCAGGAAAUGAUACACACACAGACGAUAACUUCACCAGAAGGAGGGCAGGAAAAUGGAAGGAGUUCCAACAACCAGGCAAAAAACACAGCGAGCAUUAUUAAAGCAGAUGUGAAGACUGAGCAGGAGCCAGUUUCACAGCUGGGAUUUGGCAACCGCUGCACACAACCCAAAGGCCCAAGAAACCCUCCUUCUGAGUGGACAUAAUGAUUAAGGAACUCCAAAAGUUGAUCCAAAAUGCACAAAGGCCAACACAGAUUCUACUAUCACGGCUACCGUCACACCCUAUGUUGUCUACUCUAAGUGCCACUGGAGAGCGAGGAUCAAAGCCUCCAUCUCUCAGCGCCGUCCCAGUAUAAAAACAAUUAAUCAGCUGUUCUUCAGAUAAUCUUCCAUGUUGCAGUCACACUUCUGCUGCUGCUGUAUGUGUGUUGACUGCCAUGGGCUCACUGCACUGGUGCUAUACUUUCUCUUGGCUGGGACCACCGACUGCUUUAUUCCUCUCUAGCAAAAAAGUAACUGAGCGAACAGACCUAAUGUAGUCUGUGCUGCUGUCCUAGCUAAAGUGUUUCUAUACUUUGCAACUUCUACCAUGACAAUUCAUGACUUCUAUUAUGACAAGAUAUGUAUCCAUAGGGACCGAGAACUACUGUUAUUUUUGUUUGGUUGGCUUAGAUUUUUUUCCCUGGUAAUUCCUGGACUUCCAUAUAUGCAUUAUAUAGGUGUACAGGACAAGUAGGUGUAUAAUAACAAAAUGUGCUAUCGCUUAAUAUUCUUAUUAACAGAAGAUGUAAGAAGUCUGUGCAUGUUGCCCUAUUUACUAUCACCUGUAAAUUAUUCACCCUCCUGUUAUAACAAAUACUUCAGGGUUGUUUUUGUUGCUCUCUCCCUUUCAGUGUUUAUAGGUUGUUGUUUUUUUUUCAAAGGCUAGCUGUUUUAUCCGCCAUUUCUGGAGAUGGAACAGGCUUGAAAUUGUAAUAAUGUUUGUUUUUUCUAUGUAAAUUGUAUUCUAAAGGUUAUUUUUGUAUACACUGCUUCCCCGUCCAUGAACCAUGCUCUGUACCACUGGCCUCUCAGAGCUUGACUGUGCCUUUUUGAGAGCAUGCCCCUUCUGUCGGCUGUAAGGGCAACACCAUGUGUGAGUGAAUGAAUGAGAGUGUGUGUGAGUAAUAGAAAGGAAUUUACAGCAUUGCAAUCAAGCCACUGGGUUCCUGCUCAACAACCCUUAUACAGAUCUGUUAGUAUGUUGCAGAAAUCAAUCAUCCUCUAAGUAAAGGAGACAUCAAGAGGAA
This is a messenger RNA of Trichomycterus rosablanca, 3427 nucleotides long. It is a transcript of the gene ptpn12, whose product is annotated as protein tyrosine phosphatase non-receptor type 12. Gene Ontology annotation, biological process: peptidyl-tyrosine dephosphorylation. Bases 291 to 2342 code for a protein of 683 amino acids. The transcript has 17 exons. Gene Ontology annotation, molecular function: non-membrane spanning protein tyrosine phosphatase activity. NCBI's taxonomy places the organism in Eukaryota, Metazoa, Chordata, Actinopteri, Siluriformes, Trichomycteridae. Gene Ontology annotation, cellular component: cytoplasm; nucleus. The record is from RefSeq and is a predicted model, not a curated record.